Perca flavescens (yellow perch) is the source of this 3246-nucleotide messenger RNA. RefSeq names its product guanylate cyclase 1 soluble subunit beta 1 (gene gucy1b1). Bases 109 to 1962 code for a protein of 617 amino acids. Lineage: Eukaryota; Metazoa; Chordata; Actinopteri; Perciformes; Percidae. The transcript is spliced from 13 exons. Gene Ontology annotation, biological process: cGMP biosynthetic process; response to oxygen levels. The record is from RefSeq and is a predicted model, not a curated record. Gene Ontology annotation, cellular component: guanylate cyclase complex, soluble. Gene Ontology annotation, molecular function: heme binding; guanylate cyclase activity.
AAGGUGGAAUGGACGCAGAGACGAUCAGCAUCUGUACCAAACGAUGAAGGUUGAGUCAGAUCCAACGGAUUUCGCUUAAAAAUAAGAAAAAGAAGAGCGGCUGUCAUCAUGUAUGGGUUUGUGAAUCACGCCUUGGAGCUCCUCGUUUUAAGGAAUUAUGGCCCGGAAGUGUGGGAAGACAUCAAGAGGGAGGCUCAGCUUGAUAUUGAGGGUCAGUUCCUUGUUAGAAUCAUAUAUGAAGAUGGCAAAACAUACGAUCUUGUUUCUGCUGCAAGCAAAGUUCUCAAGAUUGAUGCAGGAGACAUUUUGCAGAUGUUUGGGAAGAUGUUUUUUGAGUUUUGCCAAGAGUCGGGAUAUGACACCAUCUUGCGAGUGUUAGGAUCAAAUGUUCGUGAAUUCCUGCAGAAUUUGGAUGCCCUACAUGACCACCUGGGUACCAUUUAUCCCGGGAUGAGGGCUCCCUCGUUCCGCUGCACCGAUGCAGAGAAGGGGAACAAUCUGAUUCUUCACUACUACUCAGAGAGAGAAGGCCUACAAGACAUUGUGAUUGGCAUCAUUAAAACUGUCGCUCAACAAAUCCAUGGGACAGAGAUAGAGAUGAAGAUGAUCCAACCCAAAAGUGCAGAGUGCGACCACAUUAAGUUUCUGAUUGAGGAGAAGGACUCGGAGGAAGAAGCGUUCUACGAGGACCUGGAUGGCUUUGAGGAGAACGGCACACAGGAGACUCGGAUCAGCCCGUACACGUUUUGCAAAUCCUUCCCGUUCCACCUCAUGUUUGACAAAGACCUGAUGCUCACACAGUGUGGGAACGCCAUAUAUCGAAUCCUGCCUCAGCUCCAGCCUGGUACCUGUAUCCUUCCUUCAGUUUUUUCUUUAGUCCGUCCUCACAUCGACUUCAGUUUUCAUGGCAUCCUUUCCCACAUCAACACCGUCUUUGUUCUGCGAAGCAAGGAGGGGCUACUGAAUGUAGAGACUAUAGAGAACGAGGACGAGCUGACGGGGGUGGAGAUCAGCUGUCUAAGAUUGAAAGGACAGAUGAUUUACUUGCCAGAGGCGGAGAACAUCCUUUUUCUUUGCUCACCCAGUGUUAUGAACCUGGAUGAUCUCACACGAAGGGGGCUUUACCUGAGCGACAUCCCGCUACACGACGCCACACGAGACCUGGUGCUGCUAGGCGAGCAGUUUCGUGAGGAGUACAAGCUGACUCAGGAGCUGGAAAUCUUGACAGAUCGUCUGCAGCACACACUCAGGGCCCUGGAGGACGAGAAGAAAAAGACAGACAGAUUGCUCUAUUCCGUUCUGCCGCCAUCUGUUGCCAACGAGCUGCGACACAAACGUCCAGUCCCAGCAAAACGCUACGACAACGUGACCAUCCUCUUUAGUGGCAUUGUAGGAUUCAAUGCCUUCUGCAGCAAGCACGCCUCGGCCGAGGGAGCCAUCAAGAUAGUCAACCUGCUCAAUGAUGUUUACACACGUUUUGACAUCUUGACAGACUCUCGGAACAAUCCUUAUGUAUACAAGGUGGAAACCGUGGGUGAUAAGUACAUGACCGUGAGCGGCCUACCAGAGCCGUGCACACACCACGCCAAGUCCAUCUGUCACCUAGCUCUUGAUAUGCUGGAGAUUGCUGGACAAGUCAAAGUGGAUGAUCAACCAGUACAGAUUACUAUUGGAAUCCACACAGGAGAAGUGGUGACUGGGGUGAUUGGCCAGAGGAUGCCCAGAUAUUGCCUUUUUGGAAAUACGGUCAACCUCACAAGUCGUACAGAAACUACUGGUGAAAAGGGAAAAAUAAAUGUCUCCGAAUACACUUACCGGUGUUUGCAAUCUGCUGAGAACGCUGACCCCCAGUUUAAUUUGGAGUAUCGGGGCCCCAUCACCAUGAAAGGAAAGAAGGAACCAAUGAAGGUGUGGUUUCUGUCCAGGAAGCCCACCGACACAGAGUCCACCGCAGAUAGUUAAAGCUUAACAAUUCAUAUUCAACACUAAAACAUCACACGUGUCAUCUCACAGAAGCUUCAGUUUUGUACUGUGUAGUCAAAAUUUCUUUAUAAAUUUGUUUAAAUUUUGAGGCAGGGAUGAGUUGGAUCAGUUUAAAAAAUAAAAAAUGAGUAUCUAUCCUCAGAGAGAUAUUUUUAAUAUGAUGAACCUGUACCAUUGCUCUUCCUGCUCGUUUCUGCUUGACCAUGAUUUGUCGUGACCUCACUAUAUUUUUUAGCGUAGACACAAUAGUGAAGUGUUUCAUGAAUAGUAGAGGUUAGUGACAUUCAAGUUUGAUACAUUUUUGGAAUAAAAUAUUCUCACAUUGUUAUUGUACAUAAAAUCACUAAAGGUUUUGAUAAGCAAAGCAUUUUCCAUAUAUCUUAAAUAUUUUAGUUGCUAAUUUUGUCACGUACUGCAUUUGUUCUACUUAUCAGCCCAAAUAACUAAUGUGUAUACAAAUAUAUUCAAUGACUUGAUAUCAUGUUUGUGCGAAAACAUUACUGUCACUAUUUGAGAGACCCAUUUUUGUUCAUUGUCUGUGAGAGUUUUACGCUGUAUAUGUUACACUGGCAUCAAAACCAUUACAAUUAAUGAGAAUUUAGAUAUUAUAGGUGUUGUAUUUAUAAAGAUUUAUACCACCACAUUCACCAGUACUUUGGCAACAACAUAUUACAUGCCAUUCAAUUUCUAAGAAGUAGGUUUCAUGUUGAUUUAUUUAAAAAAGUCACAAAUGAUACAUGUUCAGCUGUUAGCAAACCUGUAUCAUAAUGCAUCUAUCACAGAGUUAUUAAAAUAGUCUGAAAUGAGAACUAUACUCUUUACUCACUUUUUGUCUGCUUCUGUAAAAAAAAAAAAAAAAUUGAAUACCAUGUUCAGUUAUACUAAACGUUGAGAUAUUGAUCUACAUAUUUAGUUAGUUAAAUGUGUUUUUUGAAAUGUAUUGUUUUUUCUGAUAAGAACUAGUAACUAAGUAAACUUUAUUAAGGGUGGAACUACUGUUUGUGCCUCUAUAAGUUAAACUAUGUUGUAUGUGUUGGAUUAAUUUCACAUGCGUAAAUGUAUCACACUUCCUCACUGUAUUUUUCAGACAAUGUCAUAAAUCAAUGUCCUUGCAAGGAGUCCUCUAACCAUGCAGCUUCCUUUGUAAGAAACAGGUGCCUCUGUACUGUACAAGUCCAUGUCUGUGCUUGUAAGACAUGAUUGUUUUUAUUUUAAUAAUGUUUCUGUUGGGAGGUAACUCAAUAAAAUAGAAUUUUAAGAGUG